Lobosporangium transversale is the source of this 780-nucleotide messenger RNA. RefSeq lists its product as hypothetical. NCBI's taxonomy places the organism in Eukaryota, Fungi, Mortierellomycota, Mortierellomycetes, Mortierellales, Mortierellaceae. The record is from RefSeq and is a predicted model, not a curated record. The transcript is spliced from 2 exons. Bases 237 to 698 code for a protein of 153 amino acids.
UCCUGCCUACAUUGCUCACUUGUAUCUCCUUCUUCGUUUUCUCUUUUCUUCUUCCUUGUCCAUUUUACCACGAUCCAAUUUCUUUCUCUGUCCCUUUCUUUCCUUUUUCCUUCCCCUGGCUCUCGCUGCUAAUUGAAUCCAUUCCUCAUCCUGUUCUCCCAUUCCAUACAUUUCAUUUCACUUCAAUUCAUUAGCACUCCUACCACGAAACUUACUCGUCCUCUGUCACUUCCAUCAUGCGUUCCUCCAGCAUCAUCUUUGCCACUGCCUUUCUCGCCUUCAUGGCAGUCUCGAAUGUCUCUGCACAGGAAGUUCAACAGCCUGAAACACCUGCCCCAUGCUAUCAGGAGAAGUGUACUCCGCUGAUUGAAAUCCUCAAGGAGUGCAAAAUCAAUGUCGACCCCACAACUGGCGACAUCACCUUUCCUGUUGCUGACGAUACCAAAAAUGAGACCGACAAAUGCUUGUGCAAGCAGUCAAUUGUCAAUGCUUAUGACCCUUGCUAUACCUGCGGUGUUGAGAACCAAAAGAUUCAGGAACAAUUUUCAACCACCAUGCUUGUGGACACUUGCAACGCCAACUUUGGUGCUAACACGGUCAAGCUGCCUGGCUCUACUGCAGCAUCCUCAUCCAUUCAUGUUUCUUCUCUCGUCUUGUCUGCAGCUUCGAUUGUCGUCUCUGUGGCUUUCCUUGCCUAAAUAAGCAUAUUAUUUUAUACGCAUCCAUUUUGACCCAUACAAGUAGCAACAAUAUUAUAAUAAAAAACUAUUCAUUUAUUCA